Phytomonas sp. Hart1 is the source of this 1035-nucleotide messenger RNA. The record is from the annotation of a GenBank genome assembly. NCBI's taxonomy places the organism in Eukaryota, Euglenozoa, Kinetoplastea, Trypanosomatida, Trypanosomatidae.
AUGACCAACUUGAAGAAUGAGUUGGCGGUUUCCGAUGGGGCGCGCACGUUAAUUCCCAAUGAGCCAAACGAGGGUGCUUCAUUAGAUUGCAUUAAUAACGGUGCGGCUGGGGGCGAUGUAUCCGAUCAGAGUAUUUUACCUUAUAGAGAGGCUGUGCACAGACUAUGGCUUCAUAAUGGCGGAAAGUCUAAACCAAAGCGGAAACGAGUACCCUCAAUACGCGUUCCAAAGCCUCGUGACGCUUUCAAUUUACCACACCUAAAAAGGGAAAAGGACAAAGAGGAUGCGGAAAAACCCAUAGCCUAUCUUGCCAAGAAUUUUCAAACACGGGCCGCCGCGCCAACAACCUGCCACGUCAACGCCUCCCUCACCACCAAGGAGUCCAAAGGCCGCCAUGUCGACGCGAUUCACAAGUACUUCCAGUAUUACCUGCCCGAGCACCCCCCUGCGUACACCUCGAAAGAGGUCUACUUCCGCAUGGCCGUCCCGGAGGACCGCAAGGAGUGGUCGCGGCUGCUGCUGGCCUCCUGCGCGGGGCACAUCGCGGGGAUGGAGCUGCAGCGCGCGGCGCUGGAGGCGUCCUGUCGCAUCGUCGCCGUGCGCGCGGCUGACGAGGCCCUGGUCGGGCUGGCCGCGAUGCAGGGCCAGGGGUGGCUCUCCUUCAUCGCCUGCGACGCGAAGUACCGGCGGAAGGGACUCGGCUCCUUUUUGCUUUUCCUCGCCCUGGAGUGGCUGCGGGUACGGCAGGGCACAUCUGCCUCCUUGACCCCAAUAAACCGCACGGUGAUGGCGUUUUAUCGUAAAUGGGGAUUUCAGGCUUUUCAAGCGGAGGGUUGUACUCUCGGGCGCCAAAAGAAGAAGCUAGACCCAUCCGAUGUCGUGAUGGAGCGGAAGAUCGACACAGAGGUGUGUUUACUUCCCAAUGGUAAGCCACUCAAGUUUUACCUGCGAAACUACGAUUCAACUGGCGAAGUGCGUAAUACAUCUCCGUGGAUUUACUACUAUUACACCCCCAAAUUAAACAACCCUUCCUAA